Doryrhamphus excisus (bluestripe pipefish) is the source of this 2524-nucleotide messenger RNA. Its product is annotated as protein TMEPAI-like. Gene Ontology annotation, cellular component: early endosome membrane; Golgi membrane. Gene Ontology annotation, biological process: negative regulation of transforming growth factor beta receptor signaling pathway. The record is from RefSeq and is a predicted model, not a curated record. Gene Ontology annotation, molecular function: R-SMAD binding. NCBI's taxonomy places the organism in Eukaryota, Metazoa, Chordata, Actinopteri, Syngnathiformes, Syngnathidae.
UCGUCGCUGAAUGCUACAUGUUAACACCAUCUCGGUCUUAUGUAAAAUCCAAACAUUAGCAAAUAGGCUUAAGUUAGUUAUGACGUGCCAUCUCCAACUUAUCUCGUAGCUCGCCGAGUUAACUUCCUGAGGCUAACUGUAGCUAGCACUCGACAUGUUAGACCGGAACUAGCCAACAUGCUAACAAAACAGCUACGAUAAAUAUGACUUGAGUGUCAGUCUUUUCACGUCCUGUCCCAAUAAAACAGGAGCGGUCGUAAUGUUCUGGUGGAUUAUUGUUCAAAAUAUAUCACCCUGCGCCGAAGAGUUGACCUCAGGAAGAUGGCUGCUAGUUCUUCCUUGCACCUUCUUCCUGUUUGACGUUUUUUUGUGUACGAAACUUUAUUGAAACAGACGAGUAAAGUUACACAGUGCUGCAUUUAAACGACUAUGCAAACUACGUAAAAAAGAGUUAACACGCCGAGUCGAUUACAUUAUCUAACGUUUAAUUUAAUCGACGUAUUCUUCAGAGUAGUGAUAUUUAGGUGUACUUUAAAACUAUGGAGAUGCGUCUACAUCAUUUAGCUAAAAUGUUAAAAGGAGCAAAAAUGUUAGGAAGGCCUUUCACUGUUUGGUGGUGAAGUUGAACAUUAAUUGUAAGGUUAAUGAUGACAAUAAUGUCAUUUUUUGUAGUAAUGUUACCAUUGCACAUGCAGAAUUUGUGAUGCUUGCAAAUAAAUGCAUUCUGUCCUUAUUAGAAGGUGUACCUAAUGAAGUGGUCAUUAAAUGCAUAUUCUCCUGCAUAAUUUUAUUGUAAUUUUUGUCUGCAGGUCACGGUCAGAAAUGGGGGAGUUUUUCUUUUCUUUUUUUUUUUUUUUGCAGAGGCUGUCUGGAGCUUGUGUCUGGCCCUCCCCUCCCUCCAUUGUCCCCCCCUCCAGUCCUCCCCCAUGGAGUUGGGGGGAAGGCGAGGUGUAAAUCAGAACGCCUGGCUCAGAAACACUACACUCGGAUGCACGCAGUAGAGAGUUGUCUGUUUUUUUAUUUUUUAACUCAAUGGCUGUUUACCGGGAGUAAUAUGAGGAUCCAGGCCCAUGCACCACACGGAGCUCAUCCGGGGCGGUGAUGGAGGUAUAGGCUGCAUGCGGAGGCUCCGGGUGGCUGCCCCUCCUCUUCCUCCUCCUGUCCGUCCUCCGGCUGCCGGCGGCGGCGGCUCACUGCACCGGCGUCCCGGUCGUCUCAUGCGAAAUACAGCGGGCCAAUUGCGAAGCUCCGGGCCCACAGAGUCCAAUGGUUAUUGCGUCUGCACCGGACCCCAGCCACAGGGCAUGGAUAUAUCUGAACUGGAGUUGGUUCAGAUAAUAAUUAUCCUGCUGGCGAUGACCGUCAUGGUGGUCGUGCUGGUCUGCCUCCUCAUCCACUACCGCCUCUUCGCCCUGUCCCUGCUCGGCAGGCUCGGCGACACGCAGGACACGCGACAGGAUGCCAGUGGGUGGUCAAACAAUGUGCUGAGUCAACAUGGCGACGGCGAGGCAAUCCUCCAAAACCGGACCCUGACGGCCUUCAUGCAGCGGCCCCUGUGUCGCCUCCAGCCCACCUAUCCCUACAUGCCACAGGAGACCGUGAAUCUUCCCCCCAUCAUCUGCUUACCUGACGGGGAAGGAGACAAGGGCGGCUUCCCGCUACGCACCCCGGAACAGAGGCUGGAGCUGAGCCGGGCCUGCAUCCGUGCUCCUCCUAACCGGACUAUCCUGAGAAGUAACAUCAUAGACGAUUAUAUACACGGCACGGGCGUCGAUGUGAUGCUGGAGCAACCCCCUCCGGCUUACAGCGUGACUGUGGAGGACUCUACCUUGGAGAAUGGAGAUGAGCUAAAGAGAGGCCCUAAAAGACUACAGGCGACUUGGCACGCAGGAAGAAGCACAACAUCCACUGAAACUGUCCUUCAUAACUCCUCAGUCACUUGAGAGACUUUUCAAUGUGAUAUGCAUCAGAUAUUUUCUAUUAGGUGCUAAAAUAUCCUGUUUUGUUUGUGUCUAUUUUUGUAAGCUUUUCCAUGUCUUUAUGCGCAGUGCGCCGAUAAACACUGUCGUCACUCAUGGGAAUGUAUACUAGGGGUUCGGAAUGCAAGCUAAUGUGAAGUUGCACUUGAAAGCGGAGAAUGCGUCUGCUUUUUUUUUUUUUAAUUGGUUUUUCAUAUGAGAGGAGCUGCUAAAGUCAGUGCUUUUUGCUUCAAUUUGGCAUAUACUUUAUCCUGUUUAAGCCAGAGGCAAUACUCUGUUUUUGUUUACCAUUAGUGGUGUGGCCAUCUUUGAACGGGUGCCACCAUCUUAAGCACUUUUGCCUCUGAAUAAACAAAAACACAAUGGAAGAAGGAGGAGGACUCUGUAUAAGCCAUGCACAGCAAUACUUGUUGGUCACGCUCGGUGCAAUUGAAUUGAUCAGCAACUGACCUGAGUUGAAUUUAAAAGCUAAAUAUCCUUGUCGUUUACAUUUUUAUGUUAUUUAACAAAUAUUUUGUAUUUAAAAUGUGUAGCAGUUUACAAUA